This is a messenger RNA of Thamnophis elegans (Western terrestrial garter snake), 2370 nucleotides long. RefSeq names its product vomeronasal type-2 receptor 26-like. The transcript is spliced from 5 exons. Gene Ontology annotation, biological process: G protein-coupled receptor signaling pathway. NCBI's taxonomy places the organism in Eukaryota, Metazoa, Chordata, Lepidosauria, Squamata, Natricidae. Bases 1 to 2370 code for a protein of 789 amino acids. Gene Ontology annotation, cellular component: membrane. Gene Ontology annotation, molecular function: G protein-coupled receptor activity. The record is from RefSeq and is a predicted model, not a curated record.
AUGUCCAUGAUUCCAAGUGAUAAAUGUAGGACUAACAACCCUCUGCCUUUUCUUCACAAGCAAUAUCAGCCAGGAGAUUUCCUAGUUGUGGGCAUUUUCUCUCAGAUCUACAUCUACUAUAGAAUGAUAGACUUCAGGAAACAUCCAUCUAAAGAGCUUUUUGGCGCCACUGUGGUCAUAACUCCAAUGUAUCAGCACAUCCUCGCUUUAGAAUUUGCCAUCAUGAAAAUCAAUAAAGAUCCAUCUAUUUUACCAAACCACACCUUGGGGUUCCAUAUCUAUAAUGCCUACUUUGAUCCAACUUGGACAUACCGUGCCUCAUUGGAGCUCUUCUUUACAAAGGGACAAUUCAUACCUAACUACAACUGUGAUGCUCAAAACAGACCAAUAGCAGUCAUUGGAGGACCUUCAUCUGACAUCUAUCUAUACAUGGCUAAUAUCCUUUCCCUGUACAAGAUGCCGCAGAUAUUGUAUGGUUCAGCUCCUGAAGUUAGGACAAAAGACCAAGCUCCUUUUUACCAACAGAUGUUGCCAAAUAUGAACAUUCAGUACAGGGGAAUUUCUCAGUUAUUGCUAUAUUUCGCAUGGACAUGGGUGGGUAUGUUGUUAGUAGACAACGAGAGUGGUGAAAUGUUUCUGCGCAGGGUGCUUCCCAUGGCUACCCAGAGUGGCAUCUGCUUUGACUUCGUUGCAAGAUUUCCCAAUCCUGUUCAUUCAAAUAAUCUGAAAAAGAUGGUCGAAAUAGGACUUAAUAUGUACAGAUUGGUUAUGAAAAGUAAUGUCACUGUGGUAGUAGUUCACGGUGAAAGUGGUAACAUGAUAACUCUAAGAUUUCUUUCCAGUAAUUUGAAAGAUAAUGAUUUCCCACUAUGGACAAAAGGGAAAGUUUGGAUUAUGACGAUCCAAAUGGAUUUCACAUCAAAUCCCGUUCACAAAAAUAAGGAUAUGGUUUUCCUUCAUGGGGCUUUAUCUUUUGCAGUUCAUUCAGAGAAGGUUCUGGGAUUCAAGCAAUUUGUUCAGAUGAGAAAACCUAUCUUGGAAAAGGAAGACAGUUUUAUCAAGACCUUCUGGAAAAAUGCCUUUGGGUGUUCCUUCCACACAUCUGUAAUAGAAAAGGCAAAUGGGGCCACUUGUACUGGAAAGGAGAAACUGGAGGUCCUUCCUACAUCUGUCUUUGAUAUGGAAAUGAGUGGCCACAGCUACAGUGUCUACAAUGCUAUCUAUGUGGCUGCACAUGCUUUGCAUGACUUCGUUUCAUCUAUAAUGAAAUACAGAGCAGGGGGGGAAGUCAAGGGGAAACUUUUGAAUCAACAUCUAUGGAAGUAUGGACAGACCCAGCCACUUUCACUCUGUAAUGGGAAGUGCUAUUCAGGCUACAGUAAGAUUAAAAUAGAAGGGAAACUAUUUUGCUGCUAUGACUGUCUCCGAUGUCAGGAAGGGAUGAUUUCUAACAGGGAGGACAUGGAUGAAUGUUUUCAAUGCCCAGAAGAUCAGUAUCCCAAUGAGGAGCAGGUUUUGUGUCUCCCCAAAUCUGUAACAUUCUUGAACUACAAAGAAACCUUGGGAACAGUUAUGGCUAGUUCUUCUCUUUUCUUCUCUUUAAUCACAGUUGGAGUCCUUUGGAUCUUUAUUAAGCAUCAGGAGACUCCCAUCGUCAGAGCUAACAACCAAAACCUCACAUAUGCCCUCCUUGUGGCUCUCCUGUUAUCAUUCCUCUGUACUUUGCUAUUCAUUGGGAAGCCUCACAAAGUGACAUGUCUCCUUCGUCAAACUGCUUUUGGCAUCAUCUUCUCAGUGGCCAUUUCUUGUGUUUUGGCCAAAACCAUCAUUGUGGUUCUAGCUUUCAUGGCUACCAAGCCAGGGUCCAAGAUGACCAAGUGGGUGGGGAAAAGACUUGGCACGUUUAUAGUAUCCUGCUGCUCCUUUAUUCAAAUUAAAAUUUGUGUUAUAUGGCUGAUCAUCUCUCCCCCAUUCCCAGAUGCUGACAUGAAGUCAAUAGCAGAAGAAAUCAUUCUGGAGUGCAACAAAGGAUCUGCCUUCAUGUUUUACGGUGUCUUGGGUUAUAUGGGCUUCCUUGCCAUUGUCAGUUUCACACUGGCCUUCCUAGCAAGGAAAUUGCCUGAUGCUUUCAAUGAAGCCAAGUUUAUCACCUUCAGCAUGUUGGUCUUCUGUAGUGUUUGGUUGUCCUUUAUUCCAGCAUAUCUGAGUUCAAAGGGAAAAUAUAUGGCUGCUGUGGAGAUCUUCUCCAUUAUAGCUUCCAGUGCUGGAUUACUGCUUUGUAUCUUUUCUCCCAAGCUGUACAUCAUUGUGCUGAGACCUGGUUUGAACAAAAAAGAGCAGCUCAAAAGAGAAAAGGACAGAAUAACAUAA